This is a messenger RNA of Meriones unguiculatus (Mongolian gerbil), 2816 nucleotides long. It is a transcript of the gene Tbccd1, whose product is annotated as TBCC domain containing 1. The record is from RefSeq and is a predicted model, not a curated record. The transcript is spliced from 8 exons. Gene Ontology annotation, biological process: maintenance of centrosome location; maintenance of Golgi location. Gene Ontology annotation, cellular component: spindle pole centrosome. Lineage: Eukaryota; Metazoa; Chordata; Mammalia; Rodentia; Muridae. The coding region runs from base 284 to 2146 and encodes 620 amino acids.
AGCCAUUAUUAUUGUUAGGCGUAGAGCGUUCUGUUCUCCCGUCUUGUUUACCGCAGAAAAGCUAGUUUAGGGAAGCCUCUACGCUUAGUUUUCCUUCCUUCAUCCUGUCCGGACCUUCACCAAUGAACUGUAUCUUGAAUAUGUCCACUUACAGCUUUAUCUCGGCAUCUCUUGCCCUAGUCACAGUUAUCUUGUGCUUGCAAAGGUCUCCCAACUUAUCUUCCUGCCUCCAGAACUUUAUAUCUCGAUACGACACUUUAAAACACUUCCCUCCAUCCCAUGAAUGUGUGCGCGCGCCAGCUCACUAGGGACCUGGAGAACACAGACCCGGGAGCCCAAGGUCCCGUCUCUGUCUCCUGAGCGCCGGCAUUUCAGGCCACUGUUGCAGUUGCUAUGGGUGGAUUUCAAGGCCUUCUGCUUGUACAGCAAGUAUGCAAAGAAGCCUCUUUGUCCUGAUGUGCUCAGAGAGACUAUGGAUCAGUCUGGAGUUCUCCUCUGGGUAAAGGCAGAACCUUUUAUAGUAGGUUCCUUGCAAGUCCCACCUCCAUCCAAAUUCAGUCUUCACUACCUCAGGAAGAUAGCCAGCUACGUGAGAACUCGGGCCACAGAAGGCGCCUACCCACGCCUCUACUGGUCUACAUGGAGGCACAUCGCGUGUGGAAAGCUGCAGUUGGCUAAGGAUCUAGCAUGGCUUUACUUUGAAAUUUUUGAUAGUCUUUCAGCAAGAACACCCGAGGAGCGCCUGGAAUGGUCUGAAAUUUUGUCCAACUGCAUCACUGAAGAUGAAGUUGAAAAGCAGAGAAAUCAGCUUUCCGUAGACACUCUGCAGUUUCUGCUCUUCUUGUACACCCAGCAGUUAAACAAGAUCUCCCUGCGGACUUCAUUGAUUGGGGAAGAGUGGCCUAGUCCCAGAAGCAGACCUCAGUCUCCGAGCCUGACUGAAAGGCCCAGCCAUCACAGUAAGAAUUGGGAUGACUACAGCCACCAGGCUUUUGUCUGUGAUCAUCUGUCAGAUCUCCUCGAGCUGCUUCUAGACCCAGAGCAACUCACUGCUUCCUUUCACUCGUCCCACAGUAGCCUGCUCUCUCGAGAGGCUGUCAAGGCCCUCAGCUUCCUCAUCGAAGGCACUGUGAGCAGAGCCAGGAAGGUCUACCCCCUCCAUGAGCUGGCGCUGUGGCAACCGCUGCACGCAGCAAGUGGCUUCUCAAAGACCUCGAAGACCUUCUCCUUCUGCAAGCUGGAGGCCUGGCUAAGAGCCUGUUUGACUGUGAAUCCAUUUGGUCCAUCCGCUUGCCUCAAAUCUGGGAAGAAGUUGGCCUGGGCUCACCAAGUUGAAGGUACGACCAAAAGAGCUAAGAUUGCAUGCAACACUCACGUGGCCCCUCGGAUGCACCGCAUCGUGGUGAUGAGCCAGGUUUACAAGCAGACACUGGCCAAGAGUUCAGAUACUCUCGUGGGAGCACACGUCAGGAUUCAUCGCUGCAACGAGUCUUUUAUAUAUCUGCUCUCCCCCUUACGAUCCGUGACAAUUGAAAAAUGCAGGAAUAGCACGUUUGUGUUGGGUCCUGUGGCGACGGCUCUUCACCUACAUGACUGUGAGAACCUGAAAGUCAUUGCUGUCUGCCAUCGACUGUCCAUCUCUUCCACAACAGGCUGCACCUUUCAUGUCAUGACCCCUUCACGCCCACUUAUUCUCUCUGGGAACCAGAGAGUAACUUUUGCCCCCUUUCAUACCCAUUACCCACUGCUGGAGGACCAUAUGGCCAGGACUGGCCUUGCUACGGUGCCUAACUAUUGGGAUAACCCGAUGGUUGUGUGCAGAGAAGGCAGUGACACCAGCGUCUUCCAGCUCCUGCCCCCCUGUGAAUUCUACAUUUUUAUUAUUCCCUUUGAGAUGGAAGGGGACACAGCAGAGAUCCCUGGGGGUCUCCCCUCUGCUUACCAGAAAGCACUGGCUCAAAGGGAGGAGAAGAUCCAGAUCUGGCAGAAGACCGUGAAGGAGGCUCGCUUGACAAAGGAGCAGAGGAAGCAGUUCCAGGUCCUUGUGGAGAACAAGUUCUAUGAGUGGCUGAUUAACACAGGACAUCGCCAGCAGCUGGACAGCCUCGUCCCACCCACUGCAGCCUCCAAACAAGUGGCCGGCUAGGACUCCGCGAAACCACUGGGCUCAGAGAAGGUGAGGAUGGGUGGAGCAUGGUGCCCACAGAAGACUGUGCAGGAACGGCAUCCCGGCUGCCUGGGAGGCCUCGAGGCUUUUCUCUCUGCCCAAGACCUUCUGCUGUUCCUGUUCUGUAUUGACUUAGGUUGAAUUUCAGCCACGCUCUGACUUUCAUAACAGCUUCUUGCUGUAGAAGGUCAGAAGAUUCACACGUGUCAGGCCCGAGUGGAACACUGGGCAGAGCAGGUUUGUGUGCACGUGUCUGAGUGCUGAGGAGUCCAGGCUUGCCAGCCGACUUCACAUGUUAAUUUGUGCGCAUGCCUGCAGUCUCAGGACUCCAGAGGCAGAGGCAGAGGCAGCAGGAUCUCUGUGAGUUCCAGGCCAACUUGAUCUACAUGGUGAGGCCUCUGUUGUCUCAAAAAAAAAAAGGAAAGAGAAAAAGAAAAGAAGUUGUAUGGUUCUUUGUAACUAUUUAAAAGAAAGUUGCUAUUCCCAUUUAAAAAUAGUGACAGUAUGGUCUGUCAGUAUACAAAUAUAGCAGAGAUAGUUUUAUAAAAUGGUAUUAUAGGCCUUAAAGUAUAAAACACAUGAAAUUGUGUAAAAUUUUUUAUUUUUCAUUGCUUGCUUCAAAUUUCAAUAAACCCUAAAAAGUAAUUUU